GUCAAUGCUGGGCCCCAUCAACAGCCUCUCUCUUGAAGUUCUUGAUUCAUCCGAACCCCAGUUUCAGGUUCGGUGUUCGAGACAAACCUGCGGUUUCCCGCUCACACGGAGACUUUGACACUCCACUCAAGUUACUUAACCCAGUGGAGAAAGGAGCUUCUAUAUAAUCCACCUUCCUCUUCGUUUUUUUCUCUGGAUUUUUGCGUGUCUUUCUUCAAAGACAUGGCACGGACUUGGCUUAUUGAUGACAGAACAAUUGCAAAGAAAGUUAAAAAUACUGCUCCGCUCUCAGCUCAUGAAAUCCAUGCCUGUGGAGCAACUCGUGAAUGUCCAAAUUGCCAUUAUCGUAUAGAUAACAGUGAUGUUUCUUACGAAUGGCCAGGACUGCCUGCUGGUGUAAAGUUUAAUCCUUCUGAUAUGGAGCUCUUGGAACAUUUAGCAGCAAAAUGUGGCGUGGGAAACACAAAACCACACAAGCUUAUUGAUGAGUUUAUCCCGACACUUGAGGGGGAUGAAGGAAUUUGUUACACUCAUCCAAAAAAACUUCCCGGUGCAAAGAAAGAUGGAAGCAGUGUUUAUUUCUUUCACAGAACAUUUAAUGCUUAUGCUACUGGUCAACGGAAGCGCCGUAGAGUCCAUAUUGAAUGUAAUUCGAACAAAGGGCAUGUUCGAUGGCACAAGACUGGAAAAACCAAGCCAGUCAUGGAAAAUGGAAUCCUAAAUGGCUGGAAAAAGAUCAUGGUUCUCUAUAAAGGUGCAAAGAUGUCCAAGCCAGAUAAGUCCAACUGGGUGGUCCAUCAGUACCAUUUGGGUCCUGAAGAAGAUGAAAGAGGCGGUGAAUAUGUGGUUUCUAAAAUCUUCCAUCAACAACCAAAGCAAAGUGACAAGAACGAUGGCGGCCCAGUUAUUGAAGUUCAUGAUAGUUUGGCACUUCAAACAAGUCCAAGGACUCCCAACCCAAAUCCUCCCAAUCCACCACGACCUGGGAUUCAUGAUAAUGUCAAUGAUGAUAACACACCCCUAUGCGCAGUCCAGGAAGGAGAUUCUACGAUAGGAGCAUCUCAUGUCCCUCCACCUUCAGUUGGGCUUGAGGAUGACAUCGGGUACCCAACAUGCUUGGCAGGCGAAUCUCAGGCUGUAGAAACUGAUGAUUUGAAUUACAUAGACAAUUCUUGGCGAUGCAAGGAAAUUUUAUACUCUACUUCUCAUUUAAAUAAUCUAGGGCUGAAUCAUGCCUCACACUCAGGCUUCAGUCGUAAUACUAAUGUGGAGACAGGAAAUAACAAUACAUCAGCUGGAUUUUUUGAUCUUGAGAAUCUUGAGCUAGAUACUCCACCAGAUUUCCAGCUUGAUGACCUGAAUUUUGAUUCCCAGGACAGUGCUUUUGGUUGGCUCGACCGUUUAUAAGGAGAUAUGAGAUGAAGCAAAAGCUGCUUCCGAAGGAUGAAAAUAAAACCUCCCUGUUUUGUGCAGUCUAACUCCUAGCAGAAGCUGCCACAUUUUCCGUUAUUUCUCCUCGUCGGUGAAAUUCAGCUGGUUGCUCCUAGGAUCGACGGGAGUCUUUUGUCUUUUUGAAGACUGCAUACUGUGUUUGAAGGCUUAUGGGACCUAUUGGGUUUGUUACACACUACCAGCCAAUUAUGCAAAAGUAGCACCAGAUUGUGUGAUGAGGGAGAAUUGUCAGAUGGUUUUUAUGGUCCAAGCUACAUAUUAAUCUUUGCAAUGCACCAUAUAGGUGUCCAAAUUGGUGAUUGAUGUAGGGUGUGAUGCUGCUGGUUGCACUUAUGUGACUUUAAUCCACAGUUGUCUUUGUUGGUUCCACGAUUGGUUCAAGCCUCUCAUUUUGACAUAACUACUUUCUGGAAUCAGUAAAUAAAUCUGUGGCAAUAUAUGUAUUGUGUAUGUGAUUCUGAACGUUGUUGCUUGUAUUAAUAAGCAAGUGUAUGAAACUACAUGAUAGCUAGUUUUCUCUCUUUCUGUUGA
Molecule: messenger RNA, 1983 nt
Organism: Tripterygium wilfordii
Lineage: Eukaryota; Viridiplantae; Streptophyta; Magnoliopsida; Celastrales; Celastraceae
Product: SUPPRESSOR OF GAMMA RESPONSE 1-like
Exons: 6
Coding region: 223-1407 (394 amino acids)
Biological process (GO): regulation of DNA-templated transcription
Cellular component (GO): nucleus
Molecular function (GO): DNA-binding transcription factor activity; transcription cis-regulatory region binding
Source: RefSeq, a predicted model, not a curated record